This is a messenger RNA of Arachis stenosperma, 2319 nucleotides long. RefSeq lists its product as uncharacterized. The transcript has 3 exons. Lineage: Eukaryota; Viridiplantae; Streptophyta; Magnoliopsida; Fabales; Fabaceae. The coding region runs from base 105 to 893 and encodes 262 amino acids. The record is from RefSeq and is a predicted model, not a curated record.
GUUGUUGCUCAUUUUCUUGUAAGAAGAGCGCAUUUUGUUGUGUUUCUCUUCUUCCACCCUUUUUUGUUUUUAUUAUUUCAAUUCCUUUGCAAAUUAUUUCUUGCAUGGAGAGCUUGGAAGAGAAAGUGUCCAUGUUCAUGGAUGAUGAUGAAGAAGAAGAACAAUACGAAUGUCACUCUUCUAUGGAGGAUCUCUUGUAUUCCGAAAGCCUCGGUGGCGGCCACUCCGGCGGCAAUUCGCUGGCGGAAACAACCUUGUAUUGGGAAUCUCAGGUGGCACUGCUUCAGGAAAUUAUGGAGAGGUAUCAGUCAGCAGGGUCGAAAUUGAGGCAAGAGGUAGGUCAAAUAAUAAAGGAGGUUAAGACUUCAGAUUUUUGUAGCUGCUUCAAGCCAAACUCUUCACAUUGCACCACCUGCUUCAGAAGACAAGUAGUUGAUAUGCUCUGCCACAAAGGGUUCAAUACAAGACUUCGGAUAUCCAAAUGGGGAACCACAAAAAAGUUUCCUGGAGGGUCUCACGAGUUUAUUGAAGUGAUAGCAAACACUGUAACAAGGAAGAAGCAGAUCACGUUUCUAGUUGAACUUGAGUUCAGGGACCAGUUUAAGAUAGCAACAGCUGGUAAAGCAUACCAGAAACUUGUAUCCUGUUUGCCAGAAUUUUAUGUCGGGAAGCCAGAAUGCUUAACUGCCAUCGUUCGAGUCAUGUGUGAAGCUGCCAAAAAGUCAUUGAAAGAGAAGAAAAUGCACAUUGGUCCAUGGAGGAAGAGUGGAUUCAUGCAAAUGAAGUGGUCAGGCUUCAAUCAAACAUUGACUUUAGAAAAUUCCGCGGGUGAUAUUCCAGCUAAUGAACCUUACCUGAGAAUUUCUGGUGCUCCUUCUGUGCUAGUCACAUGAAAGUAAUUGAGUUAGGUGAAGGUUGAAUCCCAAUGGUGGCUUUUGCAGAAGGAUUUUGAAGUGAGACCUUGUAGUUGUAGUAGGAUUUGAUCCCCCAGCGGAGCUACUUAUACAACCCUAGAAGUAGCAUAAUUUAAUGUACCAAGUUAUGUAGUAGAAACUCAGUUUUGUGUUGUAAAUGGUUUGGUCUAAUUUGACCAAGGUCAAUUUACGUGUAUGAGGCAUAAGCUUUGCACUAUUAUCAUGAGUGCCAACAGAUACCAGAAAAAAAAUUACAUAAGAGAAGCCUUUGCAAAAGUGGCUUCAACAUGUUUUACUUGAUACAUGUGUCAAUGACUCAUUCAAAUUUUCAAAACUUAAUAGUGGACCAAAAUUACAAAAAAAAAAAUGCCACUCGUCACAGCAAUCACUACAAUAUGAGCGAAUAAACAUACUCUUGAUUCAGUUAAAGUCACAGGUAACUGUCGGAUUAAAGCAAUGCAGUAGGCUCAUCUUCGAAAGUGAAUAUUUACAACUGAAAUAUUUACAAGUGGGGGCUGCAUGAUCAAAGUCUGUUGAACAGAGAGAGCAAGAGGCAAAACCGGGUGAAAAAGAAACCAAGAGAUCUUCUUGGCACGACCAUCCAUACUACCAGCUUCAGGGCCUAAAUAAUAAAUUUCAAACGUGAAAUGAAGUUUUCAAGUUCAGGUUUAGCAGGUAGAUCACAGUGGAACGGAUUACAUAUACACAUUACAGGCCAGCACACAACCAGGAGGCAAUGAAGUUUUGAGCAUGGGAAAAUGCAUACCUGGUUUGAUCUUAAACCUGAGGGAAUAUGGAUGCCUUCUUAAAAUGAACUUGAUUGGAUGGUCAGUUGACUGCUUAUGCCUAUCAGUUGCAGAAAUCAGCUGCAAUGCAAUGACGAGAAGAUUUUAAGAAGAUAAACCGUAAUAAGCGAAAAUUGAAACUUCAUCAUAAAGGAGAACAUUUUGCAUGAGAUUUGUGCACGUAUGUCCAUGUGUAUGUUUAAAUGCAUGCAACAAAAGCAGACCUUAUCGUCAAACCGGAAAAGAGAUUGGUCAAAGUAAGGAGAAGGACUCAGUGACUGGCAGCUGAAAGGCAAAGAGGAUAGCAUCUUCUUCAUAAACUGCAUAACGGGAAACAGAAUUUACAGAGAAUAAGUCAGCAUACCAUGUACGCCUUUUGUUUUCUUUUAUGUAAGGGGCAAGGAAGGGAGUAGGCUAUCACAAGGUUACAACCAACAACAAAAAUGUACCUGUGAAGAGCUGCUUGCCUUAUCUUUUAUGCUCCUUAGCUGCUCGAGGGCAUGAAUAUUAUUUGAAUGAGAUGAUAUGAAGUUCAUAUGCAUUGAAUUUCUUGAUGUUGCAUAGAAAUGGUCACAGAACUGCUCAAACAGCAUAUAAAGUUCGUCUGCUGAAUUCUGAUA